Messenger RNA from Ustilaginoidea virens, 447 nucleotides. RefSeq lists its product as uncharacterized. Lineage: Eukaryota; Fungi; Ascomycota; Sordariomycetes; Hypocreales; Clavicipitaceae. The record is from RefSeq and is a predicted model, not a curated record. The transcript is spliced from 3 exons. The coding region runs from base 1 to 447 and encodes 148 amino acids. Gene Ontology annotation, cellular component: mitotic spindle midzone; DASH complex; mitotic spindle. Gene Ontology annotation, biological process: attachment of spindle microtubules to kinetochore; mitotic cell cycle.
AUGUCAUACCCGACAAGAUCACUUUCAGCACAAAUGCGGCCCCCCAGUGGCGCUGCAGCUUCUUCCUCGCAAUCGCCGGCACUAGUCGCACGAAUUGAAGAAAAAAAAGCUGAGCUGCAGAGCUUGAAAGAGCUACAAGACCUCAGCAGAGCAGUGGCAAAUCAGAUGGAGGCUUUGGAACAGAAGUUAAAUACUCUUUCCGACGGGACUGAAGCCAUUGCAGCUGUAAUGAGCAACUGGCAUAACGUGCUACGAGCUAUCAAUAUGGCAUCCACAAAACUCGCUAAACCGUCGGGCGACACCUCCAUGGAAAAUGGAUCCAAAUCCGACGAUGCGCUUCCUCAGACUUUAGUCCGAAUACCCACUGAACAUGCGCCAACACUACAAGCUCAGGCCGAGGCGAUUGAAACCGCGGCUGCCGAAGAAGAUUCAGCCGUGACCACGUGA